UGUGGGGGCGCACGCUCGGGUGCGGUGGGCGCUGCCGGAGCCGGAGGGGGCGUGCGGGCCGGUGCUAGUGUGCGUGUGGUGUGCAGGUUGGGUGUGCGGAGGAGAGCGUGGUGGGGGCGCACGCUCGGGUGCGGUGGGCGCUGCCGGAGCCGGAGGGGGCGUGCGGGCCGGUGCUAGUGUGCGUGUGGUGUGCAGGUUGGGUGUGCGGAGGAGAGCGUGGUGGGGGCGCACGCUCGGGUGCGGUGGGCGCUGCCGGAGCCGGAGGGGGCGUGCGGGCUGGUGCUGCGGGCGCCGGGGGGCACGCGGGCCACGGUCCAGCUGUCGGACCUGGCGCCGCCGCCCACUACGCUGCUCUACCAGAACUUCAUCCUUGUUGCCUUCACACCUAAUCGGCAGAGGUACCGCACGCAAGUCGAUAUUAUUGCUUCGAGAUAAUAAAGUAUUGCUAAUUGAUAUUAAAAAUGAUCUAUUUUAGUGAUACGAAUGGAUCUACGCCUGAUGACGAUGAUGUCUUGGUCCUAGAAGUGCCUUUAGGCUCAACCAAAGUUAUAUUGGGAAAGAAAAGAUACGGAGACAGGUCCCAGCUGUGGCGGCGCGGGCCCGGCCAGCAGCUGGUGCACGAGGGCAGCUCGCCGCCGCAGCCCACGGACGCGCUGCAGGACGACGAGAACACGCUGUCGCCCCACGCCAUGGUAACGCGGGGCGGUCAUAUCGUGCGUGCACGUGUUGCGGUAUAUAUACAUAUAUGUACAGCGCGCGCGUCCGCAGGUGCUGGACAUCGCGGAGGCGGCGCCGCGGCCGGGCGUGGGCAGCGCGCUGGUGGUGCGGCGCGCGGACGGGCGGCGCGCCUCCACGCAGGCGUGGCGCCUGGCGGGGGCGCGCGGGGGGCGCGGGGGGCGCAUGCAGUGCGCGCACGCCAACCUGUGCGUGCGCCCCGCCGCGCCCGCCGGCCUCGUGCCCGGCAACCGGGCCGUGCUCGCGCUGGUAACCGCACAUCUUUAUUUUUCUUUGCGUUCAAAAGCUGGCGUUCUUUGAGAAUUGUGUACGGUGAAUGCGGUGUGCAGGCGGGGGAGGAGGGCGGGUGGGACGUGCGCUGGCUGACGCUGCGGCCGGGCUCGGGCCGGCUGGCGGUGCGAGUGCACGCGCAGGGGCCCACCAGGCUGCUCGCCGUCACCGACGCGCACGCCCAGGUAGCUAUGCUCGGCGGAGGGCCCUCCGGCACGCUCGGCGCUCCGGGAACGAGAACGUAAUAUCGUGGAACGUGUCCGCCAGGAGUCGAACUGGAUCGAGUCGGCGGACAAGGACAAGGAGGAGGAGGAGGAGGCCUCGGGCGGGCGCGGCGAGUGGGGCGUGCGCGUGCAGCUGGGCGGGGUGGGCGUGUCGCUGGUGGGGCGGGGGGCGGAGCUGCUGCACGCGGCGCUGGCGGGCGUGGCGCUGGACGUGGCGCGCGCCCGCCAUCUGGCGCUCGCGCUCACCGUGCACCACAUGCAGUGGGACAACCAGCUGCUGGGCACGCCGUCCCCGGUGCUGCUGUACUGCCUGCCGGAGCGCGGCGGGGGCGGGGGAGGGGGCGGGGGCGGGGCGCUGCCCGCGCUGCACGCGUCGCUGGAGGUGGAGCGCGCGCACCACCGGCGGUACAACGCGGUGUUCUUCAAUCAUCUAGUCGUGGUGCUCAAGCCGCUCGCCGUGCGUCUAGAGGAGAGGUACUUCCCACCUUUACGUUGUGUAUAUCUUUCAGCGAAACCGCCGUCGUUGAAAUGGAACGGAUCCCGCCUCUGUGGUAGCCCCCCUCCGGCUACCCCAUGUACCCUAACCUGACCACACCCUAAGACGACCACACCCUAUUUCUUUUUUCAAAUAUUACUAUUAACUAUAGAAUACAAUAGAAUAAAUUUAUUUGCAAGAAACAUGGAAACAUUAUAGCUAGUUUGUUACAAUUAGAGACAC
Messenger RNA from Diatraea saccharalis (sugarcane borer), 1947 nucleotides. NCBI's taxonomy places the organism in Eukaryota, Metazoa, Arthropoda, Insecta, Lepidoptera, Crambidae. The record is from the annotation of a GenBank genome assembly.